CGCUUGCCGUCGCCACAGGCCGAAGGGGAAGGCUCCGGCUUGGACUUGCUCGCCGAGGUGCCGUAAUGGUGGCGCCGUGGAGACCGCCGCUGUUGCCGCUGUUGGUGGUGCUGACAGGAACCGGCCUGGCGUGGAGCUGGGCGCCGCAGGAGAAAAUCUUGUUGCGAGAUCUCCAAGUCCUGACACUCUAUCCAGGCAAGUACACAAAUUAUCGGCGGACGUCUCCAGUCCCUCAGUUGCAGUGCACUGGAGGCUCAGCUGGAUGUAGUGCGCACACCCCUGAGGUUGUCCAGUGUUACAACAAAGGCUCGGAUGGCUACGAUGUACAGUGGGAGUGCAAAGCAAACUUGGAUUUUUCAUACCGCUUUGGAAAAAUCGAAGUAAUCUGUGAAGGCUAUGAUUUCCCGGAUGACCCUUACAUAUUAAAAGGAUCGUGCGGGUUGGAGUACACAUUAGAGUUAACAAAGGAUGGUCAACAAAAAGCUAACUCCUUUGGUGGGAACUACUAUUCCACAACUUCUCAUGAUUCAUUAGGUGCAGGUGCUGGACUGGUCCUGAUAAUAUUAUUUGUGGUCCUUGUUUACGGCGUCUACAAGCUCUUCCUGUGUGAUAACCGUCCACAACAUGGUUUCUCUUAUGAUGAUGGGAAUUCAGGGACCAAUUGGCAGGAUUAUCGGAAUCCACCUCCACCAGGAUUUAAAUCAGAAAGGCAGGAUUAUCAAAGCCCACCUCAACCAGGAUUUAAAUCACAUUUUGCAGGAGGUGCUCGUAGUUCCAGUUAUGAUUCAAAUUCAGGACCAGGUUUCUGGACUGGAUUAGGUGCCGGAGGGCUUCUGGGAUACUUGGCUGGCAACCGAAGGUCACCUUCGUAUCACUCAUCUUCUCCUUACUACAACACGUGGGCUGGUCCAACCGCUCCACCUUCUGCAUUUGGCACUUCAAAUAGCUCUUCAGCAACUCAUAAUUUAGGGACAAGGUCAACCUCUGGUUUUGGAGGCACAAAAAGAAGAUGAAGCUCAGCUUCUGAUCUGCCUGAGCAAGUGAAUAAAAGCAGCCUUCCAGCAAUUCUGAAACCUGUUUUAAGUCUGUUUGCAGUUUUGGAUUCAGUUGCACAUAUUUGUAUUUCAGCUUUUAAAAACAAUGUUAAAUUUUACGCUUAAAGAGAUGCUGUAUUUGGUAAUCGUAUGGAAAGAAAAAUAGAGAAAAGACAGAUGCAGAAAUACAGUCUGAAAUCAUUAA
Elgaria multicarinata webbii is the source of this 1239-nucleotide messenger RNA. RefSeq names its product store-operated calcium entry associated regulatory factor (gene SARAF). Gene Ontology annotation, cellular component: endoplasmic reticulum membrane. Bases 66 to 1013 code for a protein of 315 amino acids. Gene Ontology annotation, biological process: regulation of store-operated calcium entry. NCBI's taxonomy places the organism in Eukaryota, Metazoa, Chordata, Lepidosauria, Squamata, Anguidae. The record is from RefSeq and is a predicted model, not a curated record. The transcript is spliced from 6 exons.